AUGUCGGCGUCAACAGUGUAUCAACGAGUUAACACAGCAUGGAUGGAACGUCGAUUGGAGAACGUUCUCCAACGACAGAAGGAGCUUGCCAAUUUGCACACCAAUGUCAAGAAACAAAGUACAGAGCUUGUCAAGGCGAUCGGUCAAGACCUCCACACCACACCAGCGGCCGCGGCCGAAGAGUUGAGACUGGUGCUUGAUGUGAUAAAAGCUCUAUAUGGUGAUUUGGACUUUCCCGGCGCCUUAUGCACUGAACGGUCAAUCAAGGCAGGACAUAGCAUAUCCUCCAAUUUGUUCGCCUUAGGACCGACCCUCAUUGUCCCAGCAACACAUUGUCCAUUUUCCUCGACGAUGAUUCCUCUAGCUGCUGCCGUGGCGGCUGGAAGUGCCGUGGUGGUACUACUCGAGCCUUCGACGACGAGUACGAACAACCUUUUGCAGAAAUUGAUUUUGGAGAGCUUCGAUCAUGAGGCUGUUGGCGUUGUUCUCAACUGUCAGCCAGAGCCGUUGAAAGAUUUGAUAUCGCGGCACUUUGGGGUUGCUGUUUUGCAAAGUUCGGACGACAAGGAAGAGUUAAAAAAGGCACUAUUGGAGGUCAACCCGUCCAUACGCAUCCAUGAACCAGCUACAGGUCUGCCAGCAAUAUUCGUUGACCGAACCACAAAGGACUUGGAAAAUGUUGCGGCGCAUCUUCAUGCAAUGGUGCUACAAAGUUCACGCAGCGAUACAUCUAAAAUGCCACGUAUGUGCUUCGUGGACGAAUUCUUGACCGAGGAGUUGGGAAGUCUGCUGGAAAAGGCAACAUAUACAGCAGACUUGCAGAAAAAUACCGGGGUAGGUUCGUCUGGUCUUAAGGAAAUGCUCAAGUCGAUCAAAGCAACAUUCCCUGCAUCUUACGAGCAGCGUGCGAAGAAGUCGAAUUCUCCGGUCAUUCAAAUAAGCAAUACAGACAGCUCAAUCACAGCGGAGACUGUUGGCAAGGCCACCAAGGCAAUAUCAGCGGCAGGCAAGGUGCUUCUCUUGAUACCCAUUCGAAGUCUUGAUCAUGGCAUCGACAUGUUCAACAAAGUAAAUGGUACAAGAAGCGCACAAGCCAUUUACGUAUUUGCAGAUGGGAAAUCUGCUUUCUACAUUGGAAGCUUCACGAAUGCUCAGCAAGUGUUUGUGAAUGAUAUUCCUCUGCGUGCAUCUGUUGAAGUGAACCCGUCUACUUCCGGGCAAUCUUACGAGCUUCCCUAUCGCCCCGAGGACUUCUCGAACAACAAGCCCAUCAUUCAAACGGCUCUUAGCAAGCCAUGCAAUGCUGCUACAGAUAGAAUCUCGCUAUCUUCUCACAACCUGAACCUGGGAAAGAUCAAGCAGCCCAAAGGCGGGAGAAUGUCGUUCUUUGAACAGGGUUUGAUCCUGGGAGUGGCAAUUCUGUUGACUGCGACAUCUACUGCCCUAUAUCUCUCACGUAAAGGAUUGCAUUACAGCCAGCGACGCUAA
Molecule: messenger RNA, 1488 nt
Organism: Exophiala bonariae
Lineage: Eukaryota; Fungi; Ascomycota; Eurotiomycetes; Chaetothyriales; Herpotrichiellaceae
Exons: 5
Coding region: 1-1488 (495 amino acids)
Molecular function (GO): oxidoreductase activity, acting on the aldehyde or oxo group of donors, NAD or NADP as acceptor
Source: RefSeq, a predicted model, not a curated record